GCUUACUCUCUAUGCUGCCUUCCCCACUCUUUGUCAGCGGCAACUAAAACCCUCCUCCUUCCAACAACCAUUGCUUCUAAAACCCUACUGCUUCAAUCAAUCACAAUCAGCAGCCAUGAAUUCCCCCCUCGAAGAAUCCGACGUCGGGAUCUCCUUCUACAUAUCCCCUCUCCCUGGUUUUCGAGGCAUUCUCAAGCAAAGGUAUUGUGACUUUGUAGUCAAUGAAGUAGAUUUGGAUGGAAAUGUUGUUCAUUUGACCUCCUUAGAUGCGCCAGCAGAGCCAACAGAGGAACAUAAAACGAAGAUGCCAGAUCAACUGAAAGGUGAUCAGGGUGCUGAAAUCGAAUUGUUUAGAGAUCUAGUUGGUGACUCUGAUGCCAACUCUCUGAAGGAAUUUAUAGAUAAAAUUAAUUCAGAUGUUGAAGAUGGAGCUACAUCCAUUGUUCUUUCUCCAAGUUCUGAUAAAGUCCACCGCACGGCAGUACAUAACUUUUUCAAAGAAAGACUCAAGUUCUUGGUUACCGACACAGUAGAUGGACCUGAUCCCUCGUCAAAAUGCAUCCGCGUAAGACUGAAUUCAGGAGAGGAUAAUGGCAGAGGCCAAGGUUCUAAGAAGCGGAAAGGCAGAGGCGAGACCCCUUAUGACAGUCGAGGUUCAGAUCAUUGGCCCGAGCAUCUUGGAAAGUUCCUUAGGUUCCAUCUUUGCAAGGAAAACAAGGAUACACAAGAGGCAUUAGGGGUGAUUGGAAAGAUGCUUGGCAUUCAGCCAAGGUCAUUUGGAUUUUCUGGUACGAAAGAUAAACGUGCAGUAACAACUCAAAGGGUCACUGUAUUCAAACAGCGUGCAAAUAAAGUGGCUAGUCUAAAUAAAAGAUUGAUUGGAAUUAAAAUCGGUGACUUUUGGGGGGUGGUUGCAGAUUCGGAGGAUACUGUAAAAGCAGCUGCAGAUGCUUUAGGAAAGCAUGGCUUCAUAAACUAUUUUGGCAUGCAGCGAUUUGGCACUGGUUCUGUGCCUACUCACCUUAUUGGUUCUAAACUACUUCGAGGAGAAUGGAAAGCCGCAGUCAGCGUUAUUCUUGAUCCAAGGGAUGGUGAAAAGGAUGACAUAAGGAGGAUUCGGGAUUAUUACAAGGAAAGUGAAGAUAUUGACGAGACCUUGAGACAAUUACCUCGUUAUCUUGUAGCUGAAAGGGCCAUAUUGCAGUGUUUGAAAAAGUGUCCAGGGAACUACUUGCAAGCUCUGAAAGCUGUACCUAGGACCCUUAGAAUGAUGUAUGUGCACAGUUACCAAAGCUAUCUGUGGAACCAUGCUGCCAGCAUGAGAGUACAGAAAUAUGGGACUGACAAAGUGGUGGUAGGGGAUUUGGUCUAUUGCAAUGAGGAAAGUUCUAACGAAAUUAAGCAAGUCCAUGAUUCUGACUAUGAAGACAUUGGGCACAAUGAUUCAUCUGAGAAUAACCAUUUAGACGAGGCUGACCCACUUUCAUCUGAAGGAAGUAGUAGCUCAGUAAAGGUCAUUAAUGAUGAAGACAUUCUUUCGGGGAAUUAUACAGUUACUGACGUUGUCCUUCCAUUGCCUGGUUCAAGGGUAAUUUACCCACAGAAUGACAUUGAACAAUAUUAUCAAGAUUUGGCCGACAAGGAUGGUGUCAGCUUGACAGAGUGUCUACAUAAUGUCAAGGAGUUCUCGUUAACCAGCAUGACUGGAGCAUAUCGGCGAGUAUUUGGAAAGGCAAAGGAUUUUGAAUGGGAGUUGAUCAAGUAUACAGAUGUAAGUAUCCCAUUGACCAUGACGGAUUUAGAUAUCAUUACGAAGGCCAACGAAGGUGGCAAGUGGCAGUUUGAGAGCUCAGGAAAGGAGAUUGAUGUGCCAACACCGAAUGGAGAAGCAAUAUUGCAAGAGAAGGACUCUUCAAGUGUGCCCACUGCUCCUGGGGACCAACUAGCCCUCAAAUUGAGCUUUACGCUUCCAGCGUCUUGCUAUGCAACUAUGGCGAUUAGGGAGCUGCUGAAAACCUCAACUUCUGUUGCUUUUCACAAAGCAUUAAAUCAGUAAGACUUGUCGGGAUAUGGAGUAUACGAGGUCAAGAAUGGAAAAAGGGAAACCCUAAUUUGGGUAGGCGAAUUUUGUGUUUUUACUGUCUUGUUCAAAAAGUGGAAUUGGAUGGCCUUAGAUGAGAGUAAUUCCUGAUAUAUUUUUGCAGUUUUGUAGCAUGCAUCAGUCUAAUUCAAAAGCAGGAGUGUGUG
This is a messenger RNA of Cynara cardunculus var. scolymus (artichoke), 2247 nucleotides long. Its product is annotated as multisubstrate pseudouridine synthase 7. Gene Ontology annotation, cellular component: nucleus. Gene Ontology annotation, molecular function: pseudouridine synthase activity; RNA binding. The record is from RefSeq and is a predicted model, not a curated record. The transcript is spliced from 19 exons. Bases 116 to 2056 code for a protein of 646 amino acids. NCBI's taxonomy places the organism in Eukaryota, Viridiplantae, Streptophyta, Magnoliopsida, Asterales, Asteraceae. Gene Ontology annotation, biological process: pseudouridine synthesis.